GAGGUGGUGCCCAGCUAAACCGUGCUUAGGGCGAUGGCUUGGGUCGCCACGAGUGCUCCCAGCCUUUCUGUUCCUCUCCGCUUUCGUCCAAACACGUUCCUGUCAGCUGGACACGCUCCGGACUCGGGACGCAGCAUCGCCAGCAGCUUCAAGCUCGUGAAGCGCGGGUCCAACAAGAAGGCGAUCGACUACAUGAUCAAUCCCGUGUCCAACACCAAGGUAACCCUUGACCAGAUCUAUGCGGUGGUGUACCUGCAGCAGGCGUUCAGGGCCAAGGUGGAGCAGAGGAACAAAGAAGAGGCAGCAGCAGCAGCAGCAGCGGCGGCGGCGGCGGCGGCGGCGAGAGAGGGCGGUGUUGGCGAGACGAAAGGCCCAGAUACUCCUUCCCCUAAUGACACGAGCAAGUCUGGCUUCUUCGCCCCGUCAUCACCACAGUCACCGUCGUCGACGCCGGCGCCACAUCCGGUACUACUUCGUCGCGACGACAGCAGGACCCUAUCCGGCAGCGCCACCAACAGCAAGAACGUGAACUCCGUCAGCGCUUCUACCGCGAUGCCCUUGCGUACCUCCAGCGUCGUAAACGAGGAGGAGAAGGGGGAGAUGGAGGAUGGCGACGACGAGAAGGAGGAGGUGGAGGACGACGAAGAGGAAGCGGAAGAAGAAGAGGCGAAAGUGGAAGCGUUGACUUCUCCCGUCUUCGCGACACUCCCGCGGCGGGGGACAUCGAGGCGCCUACCAAAGGCGCCGGUGGGAGGGGGGAAAGGGCGGGCAGGUGGGCAGAACGGUGUAAGGACGGAGGGCGUUUUGGUGACGCCGAGACGCGGUGAGUGGGGGGAAGCGGGAGAGCAGGGAGAAGGAAACGGGAGCUUAGCGGGGCACCUCAACGGGGAAGCGAGGGCCUCGCCGCCGCUCCUUGAAGUCACGCCGAAGUUGGAGACACAGCCGUCGGUGCGUCAAUGGGUGGCGCGUGCGAGUGUCAGCCGGCAAGUCUCGAUGUCGCCCGCCGUGUCUUCCAUCGACGGCCAAGACAGAGAUGCGUUCUCGCGCGCUUCGAGCCCACCUCCAACUCGCAUUUUGACGCCCGCGAGAAACUCCAAUGCCGGGGCUGCCGCCGCGCUCUCGCGGGCACCGUCGUUGCGGAGGUGGGCGGUCAACAGCGGCGGAGGAGGGCCGGGAGGGCCUCGCGGGGAGGACGGGGGCGGCAGGGACAACGAGGGCAUCAGGGCGAGUAGGUCCGUGAUCAUCUCUUUCGGGGCGUCAUCGGACGAUGGCGACAGUCGCGAGGGUAGCAGCGAUGACGAUCGACCGUCCGCCUUUCCCGCCGGUUUCUUCGGCGGUGGGACAACGAGCGAGGAAGUUUUGCAACCGUGACGUUCAUGUUUAUUGUAGAGGGUUAUUCGUGCCUCGGGAAAUGGAACGCCCCCUCCAACCUCCAGUUCGAGCUGUUGGGGACGAAAGUGUCAUCUGUAUACAUUGCGUUUUUUUUGCGUGUCUUGAGGUGGGAGGGCGACAAGCCUCAUCAGGUCACGGGGUGGGAUUGAGAGUCUCUAGGUGCCAAUAAAUGACUCUGGUUUGGGCAGUACGAGUCUAGGAAGUCUCAGGUAUUCGUCGCCAAGUGACGGUCAUCGUCGUUGUGGUCGUCGUUGUUGCUGUUGCUAUGCCCGUCUUGUGUUUGUGUGUUUUGUCUGCGACGAGCGCGGUGCUGUGUGUCUCCGGGGGUGCCGUGGUGGAGGGCAUUUCGAAGCAUCCCCCGGAUGUGUCUCGUUUUUUUUUAGUUCACCCCCAUCAGGAGUCACUGCCGUGAUUUUGAUUCCCCUCCUGGGGCAAAUCUCCUACUUGUGGUUUGAUACAUGGGCGAGGACAAGAAAUUCACCCACCGCACUACGGCAGAGAUAGUGCACUCUUCUGGGACCCCCAGAGAGGCGAUGGGAGCGAGAUUGGUGGUGUAGUCAGGUGCAUGGGCUUGUUUUGGGUGGUUUUCUUCCUCGUCCUUUGUGCUUGCCUGAACAAUGUUCGACCACGGGCCGCCCCUCCCUUUGAAGAUGUGUGGAGAAGGGUGCGUGGAUAGGAUCAAGAGGCUGAGAGAGCGUUUCUUUGUUUUACAUGCGACCGUUCUUUGGUUGCAGCGCCGCUCUGCUAUGAAGUAGCGCGGGCGGAUUGUCUGGCUAUCGUAAGCCAGUUUUUUCUCCGAGUUCCUUGUGUAUUUACAUUCGUUAGGCCGAGCCGCUGCCUUUCACGAGCCCGGCCUCGUUAAGCAUGCUUGGCGGAAGCACACAUGAAAGAGGCAAAGACGGGAGGGGGGGGGAGCACGACCGGUUUCCUUUUUGACGGAGAUGAGUGGGGAAGAUCAGGGUGAGAGGGUGGGGGGGGGGCGCUAGAGAGAGACCAAAUGGUGCUUUUUGUCCGACGAGAGAAUGUUGAAUUUUUUUCUUUUCGACGAGGAGAGUGUUUGAAGACACAAUCUUUUCUUUUCUUCUCGCCGCCCGCCUGCCUGACGGGCUACAUUUCUCUCUGCGUCAGGAGGGAGUCGUUUUUCGGGAUUGUUUUUGCUGUGUUUUAGUCAGGUAUCAAGUUUGUUGGAGAGAUGGAACCAAAGCAGGGAGACAGCCUGCUUUGGUGGGAAAGUGAGAGAGCCAAGGGAGUCCGCCGCCUUUUCGUAUCGGCGCGGCCCAUAUGUGAGAGAGUGCAACGUAUUAGCGUCAGAAGAUUUUAGGAAGUGCAAGCAGCGUAUUGUUAAGUGAAGCGUGUGGUGGCGGGGGCGGGGAGUUUACUCAUACUCAUAGUCGUGCAUGCCGUAGUCGUUAGACCAUUGACCUCG
Messenger RNA from Ectocarpus sp. CCAP 1310/34, 2818 nucleotides. The record is from the annotation of a GenBank genome assembly. Lineage: Eukaryota; Phaeophyceae; Ectocarpales; Ectocarpaceae.